AUGUGGAAUGAAAGAGCAACUAGAGUCUGUGACAACUUCACCCCCUCAACCAACACCCAAGCAUUCAGUGGGCCUGCACCGAGAAGAAUCAACGGCAAGCUAGCAAUAAUUGGCUUUGUUGCUGCAAUAGUAGUGGAGUUAUCCAAUGGCCAAGAUGUGUUUGCCCAGAUAUCCAAUGAUGGGAUCCCUUGGUUCUUAGGAACUAGCAUUGUACUCACUCUUGCAUCUCUAAUUCCGCUGUUUAAAGGAAUCAGCGUGGAGUCCAAGUCAGAUGGGUUAAUCACCUCAAAUGCUGAGAUGUGGAAUGGGAGGUUUGCCAUGUUGGGUUUGGUUGCACUAGCCUUUACAGAGUAUGUCAAGGGUGGAACCCUUAUUUAGGAAUAAGGUUUUUGAUGUGCUAACUCAAGCCAACUUGUGUAAAUGAAUAUUUAAUUUCCAUAAAAUUUGGAAAGCAACUCAUGUAAUCUAUUUUAAGUAAAUUAGAUUUCAAUUUUAUAAAGGAAUAGAAACUUAUAUGCAAA
Messenger RNA from Quercus robur (English oak), 521 nucleotides. Its product is annotated as early light-induced protein 1, chloroplastic-like. The transcript has 3 exons. Lineage: Eukaryota; Viridiplantae; Streptophyta; Magnoliopsida; Fagales; Fagaceae. Bases 1 to 378 code for a protein of 125 amino acids. The record is from RefSeq and is a predicted model, not a curated record.